Molecule: messenger RNA, 1541 nt
Organism: Schistosoma spindalis
Lineage: Eukaryota; Metazoa; Platyhelminthes; Trematoda; Strigeidida; Schistosomatidae
Source: the annotation of a GenBank genome assembly
AAAAAAACAAAAAAAAAAAUGAGAACACAUAAUGACUAUGUACCAAUCUAGUGCAACUCAACAAAUACAUACAUUAUUUAAUAACGUACUAACAAUAAAUUAAAUCUUUUUUUUACAAUAUUACAAAUGAUUAAACAAUAAAACUAUUGUGUAUCAAAUUAAAAUUACUUUUAUUAUCAAUAAUUUAAUUUAAUGAUGCUUAUAGUACAUGUUGCAUUGCCUACAUUUAUUUGUGUAGAACAAUUUAUUAUAACUAAAUUAUAUUUUAAAAGAUCUGUUAGAAGUGUUACUUAUGAUAAUCUUAUUUCAAAACUAUGUGAAUAUACUAAGACAAAAAAGGGGAAAUUCUAUGUUUCAUGGCAUGAUGGAACUGAAUAUUGUACAGUGUCGAAUUCAUCUAAUCUGAGAGAAGCAAUUGUACGAAUGAUAUAUGAUCGUGAAGAUAAUACACCUUUAUUAUUUGCUACCCCAGUACUUCAUUUAAAUGAAACAAAAUUACCUUCAUUUUAUGGUGGAUGUAGACCAGAGCAUUUACCAAGUGAUUUUCGUGAACGUGCAUCAAGAGCUGUAUUUAAUAAAGAGAUCGAUUACACAGAACCUGAAUUGCCUGUUAUCAUUGAAUUAAUAUGUAACAUAUGUAAUAAAAAUAAUUGGUGUGGUGAUCGAUUCACAUGCGUUAUAUGUCCUAGAGUUGUAUUAUGCCCUGAUUGUUUUAAAAAUAACAAUCACUCAGAACAUCCAAUGUUGAUUACUAGAGAUAAUGCAGAAUUCCCAUGUCCAGUAUUACAAGCAGUUAAAAUUGUAGCUUCAGAUGUUACUGCAGAAGAUUCUACUGGUGAAGACGAUGAACAAUCAGACUUAUCUGAUCCUAGAACAUCAUCAUCUACUGCUACAAAUGAUUCUGAUGAUAUUCAUAAAACAAUUGAUGCACUUCGUGAAAUGGGUUUUAAACAGAAAACUAGUGAAUUAGUUGAAUUAGUCACAAAAGAACAUGGUAAUUUACAGACAAUUGUUGAUAAGUUGGCUAAUUAAAAAUGUAUGUUUUCAAUGUUUUCCCGAAUCAUCAAUCAUCAAUUCCCGUUUCGGUAGAUAUCAUUGAUUGUUAUGGUUCUACCAAAAUUAGUCUAUGUAAUAACAAAUUAAAUAACGUCUUUGUUUUCAUUCUUUUUGCAUACAUUUAUUUCAAACGUACCAUAUUUUGAGCAUUUGACAUUUUUUUUUACUACUUAUUAGUAAGCUGAAAUGGUUUUCAAAAAUGGUAGGUGGUAUGUGUCUUUUGAGGUUUGACUGACAACAGAUUCUAACUCCCUAAAUGUCUGGAUAGAGAUUUUGUAUUCAUAAACUUCUAACAGUACGAUCAUUCCCAAAGAAAAGGGUUAUGUUCCGAAAACAACAUAUCGAACAAAUCAGAAUGUUUUACAAAAUUAAAAUUCUUACUGAACACUUCAUAUGAAAAAUUGUAAUAAAAAAUAGAUUAUUUAACAGUAUGUAAAACAAAACGCCAGAUUUAACCAUCAAAGACUGGUAAAACCGGAAAAAAC